GCCUCAUCCGCUCUCCACCAUUAAUCAUAACGGUGUGUGUAAACUACAACCCCGAAAACACACAACACACACACACACACACGCGAGCGCGCGCGCGCGCACAACAGUUUACCAGCCCCUGUGAAAAGUUUGUGAAAGUGGCCUGACGUCACACUCCCACAAUGCUCGCGCGCCCCAUAACUCUGCUGCUGCAGCCUGAGGAGCGCGAGACACUCAGGCCCCGAAAAAAGAAAAAUUAGAGAAAAAAUUGGAAAAAAUAAUAAAAGACCAGAUCGAGAGGAGAGAGGCCGGGGACGGUGGCGCGGGGCUCCCACGGAUGAAGAUGAUGAUGAGCACUAUUGUCGCCUACUCGUCCCCAGUCAUGGCAGGUGGGACUGGAUGAGAGUGUGAAGGUAAACGAAAAAAAGACUGAAAAAGCACUUACAAUUCUUUUGGGAGACAUAAAAAAAAGGAUAGCAGACAGCUUAAGAGCCUGAAUCCCCUUAAAUACCACCGCGAUAUCGAACCAGAGCCUGGAAGGCAGGGCAGCCACGGCCGAGUUUCAAUGGCAACGGCACCCUAGGGCUGCCAUGGCAGCAGCUGCCGCCGAUGCCCCACACCACAUUGCCACACUGACGCUGGAGGACGAGGAUCGACGAGGCGCCACCAAAGUGUUUGGAGGUCCCGCUGCAGGGAGGACAGAGAGAGAGACAGAGAGCGAGAGGGAGAGGGAAGGGAGAGGCAGUGGGAACGAGUGUUUGGUGUGCGGUGCCCUCUUCAGCUCACAGGAUAAGCUCCGGCUUCACGCGUUCUGUCACGCAGGAGAGAAACCUUUCCACUGUUCCCAGCCCCAUUGUCCUAAGGCUUUCAGCUCCAAAUAUAAGCUCUUUAGGCAUAUGGCCACACACUCCCCACAGAAGACUCACCAGUGCUCGUUUUGUGAAAAGAUGUUUCACCGCAAAGAUCACCUGAAAAACCACCUGCAGACUCACGACCCCAACAAAGAGGCCUUUAAGUGCGAGGAGUGUGGCAAACACUAUAACACAAAGCUGGGCUACAAGCGCCACAUGGCUAUGCACUCAGCCACAGCCGGUGAUCUUACCUGUAAGGUGUGCUUGCAAAGCUACGAGAGCACGCCUGCACUCUUGGAGCACCUCAAGAGCCACUCAGGCAAGUCUUCAGGUGGAGCCAAGGAGAAGAAACACCCCUGUGACCACUGUGAUCGUCGCUUCUACACACGAAAGGAUGUUCGCCGACACAUGGUGGUACACACGGGACGCAAAGACUUCCUGUGCCAGUACUGUGCCCAACGUUUCGGGCGGAAGGACCAUCUGACGCGACACGUCAAGAAGAGUCACUCGCAGGAGCUGCUGAAGAUCAAGACGGAACCUCCGGAUAUGUUGGGUUUACUUGGGUCCGGUUCUCCACCUUGUGCUGUGAAAGAAGAAAUAAGCCCUAUGAUGUGUAGCAUGGGACCUACCAAGGACUCGAUGAUGGCAAAGCCUUUCCACGGUGCCACCCCUUUUCCCAUGGGCAUGUACAACCCUCAUCAUCUCCAGGCCAUGUCCAAUCCGGGUGUGGGCCACCAUCACUCACUGGUUCCUGGGACUUUAUCCACUGCCAUGGGGAUGGGCUGCCAUAUGGAACCUCCGUCAUCGCUGCACCACCAUCACCCACAUCAUCAUCAUCAUCAUCACCAUCCUCACCAUCACCACCACUCCCCACCUUCACACCAGCAGCAGCCUCCCCUGCAGAACCAGCAACAGCAGCACCCACAGCCACCGCCCAAGUACCAGCUCGGAUCUACCUCAUACUUGCUGGAGAAGCCCCUGAAGGUGGAGAUGGAGAGUUUCCUGAUGGAUCUUCAGAGUGGACUCCCAGUUCCUCCGCCACCCUCUGCUGACCCUCACUCAGCAGCUUCGCCCAAUAAGGAGGGUUUGGAACCUCCGGUGGGAUUGUCGGAUGACCUUUGCGGGGACCCCCUCAUGUCCAAGAGCCCCGCCGUCAUUGCUGAGUCUUUGUGUGCUGCUAACAUGGACUUUUCUCACCUGCUGGGCUUUAUUCCACUAAAUCUGCCACCCUAUAGCGCCCCCAUGAGUUCAGGAGGACUGGUAAUGGGUUACUCCACCACCUCCACCGUUUCUUCUUCCUCAUUGUCGUCAGCGUCUUCGCAUGCUGCCGAACCACACGCUGCCUCGGCCACAGCUGCAGUGCCUCUUACCUCUUUGCAACCUCAACCUCAGGAGCAGCCAGGGGGGCUCGGUCUUGGGCCUCUGCACCCACUCCCACCAGUGUUCAGCUCUAGCCUCAGUACGACCACUCUGCCUCGCUUUCACCAGGCCUUUCAAUGAGGUCCCCACACCAGCCUGGCCUGUCACAGGGGCUCAGGGCAGAGGAGCAUUAGUGCUCCCCAUAGGUGUGGGGAAACAGAACACUUGAACACAUAGAAGCCUUAACAAAAGCGCACAACAGCUUUUUAAUGAGCCUGGAGGAAAACAAGCAUAUGAAAUAUCAUGGAGCUUUUAUUUAGGCUGUCUGAAUUUAGCUAUGAUUUUUUUAAAUACCCUUUUGAACCUCUCCCACCAUCCCCUGUCCUACAAUUUCGUAGUUAAACAGCAGCAUCAGUAGGCCUUAAGGCAUGGUACUGCAUACUUUAUAAAGUAAUAAUAUGAGUAGAAAAAGGAAAAGAUUAAUGUAGAAAAGAUAAUCAGUCUUUGAGACUCUGAAAGACUAGUUUGAAGUGAUUUAUAUGAAUUUUGUUUUCUUUUCCAAAUGUGAGACCUGACUUAAAGUCAGGUAAUAGUUGCUUGCCCUUAAACUAAAACCGUCUUCAUGGCCAGGAGUGGAAGAAUUAGUGAAGGAAUGAAGGAGUGAAAUUGGUUAUUAUUCCAAAUCUAGUUUUUAUAUAUAUAUAUAUCGCAAAUUUAAGACUCAAUCAAGUAAUUAUCAUCACCAAAUCACAUCUGAAUUUCAAAAGCAGUUUAAAAAAAAAUAAUGCAGUGUAUGUGAUUAGAUGAAAAUAUCCGCUUUUUUUGUGUUAAUACAAAUUUACACGUGUUGGAAUGGUCAGUAACUAGUUUUUAUGUGAGAGAAGGGACUGAAAAUAGAAAGGCAAAGAGGGUAAAAACUGCACAGUUUGUUCAUUUGGUACAAUGUGACCACUGACAGAACUAAAGCAAAAUAAUUUUUACGUUAAAAUCUUACAGGUUUACAAUUUUUCUCAAAAGAAGCACUUUGUUUACAGCAGAAGGCACUUGACCUCUUUGGGUUGCAAGAUGACCCACUGAAAUCCCCUCCCUUUUUCCCACUCUACCUUCACGCUUCCUGUAAAGAGACACACACACACACACACACACACAAAGUUCAAACAACCAUCAAGUAUCUUGGAAUACUCAACUGCUCUCCGAGUCUCGAAAUGGUUUUCCUCCUUCCAGCACUAAUUUUAAGUCUCCGUGGCGCAACAAUAUCUCACUUCCAGAUCCUAUAUAUAUAUAUAUAUAUAUAUAUAUUAAGAAAAAAAGUAUUUUAAGCAGGUUUUUAUUUUAGAGAGAGACAUACAUUAUGAUAACCCUGAUAUAUGUGAAUGGAAAAAAGACAAAACAAAAACAAGAAUAUUUUUUUGCAGUGUACGAAGUACCACAUCAAAAAAUAUAUAUUAUAAUUGCUUCUUUUUCAGUCUAUUUUGUAAUUUAGAUAGUUGUAUUAAAAAUUGCUGAUGGAUUUUUAAAAAAAAAAAAAUGUCUAGCAGGUUUACAUAAUUAUGUAUCUUGCAUCAUAUUGAACAAAAUGGAUGAAGUAUUAGCGUUUCCCUAUAGCUUUUCCCGUUCCUUGUUUUUCCAUGUGAGUCAAAGGAGAUGAAUAAGGUGGGAUUUUACCUGCAUAUAAUAGACUAAUAGUGGCAUAAUCCAGUAGAAUGGACUAGUCUUUAAUCUUUAGAGCAUGUACUAGAGGCCCAUAAUGUGAUCCAGGUUUCAGUUUGCGUUUUUUAUUCUCAGUAUUCGAUCAGACCUGACUGAUGCUGUCUAUUGGUGUGUUUGGUUGUACAGUUUUUAACCUCCAUUAUAAUUUGCACCAUCACACUGAAAUGUCUGAAACCACGAUUCCAGUUGCUGUAGGUUCAUUUUAAUAUUACAAAAACAGGACUUUAGAGGGGUUUUGUCAUAUAAUCUCUUAUAAGUUGCCAUUUCCCAGCAAGUGGACUGCACAAGUUCUUACCAAAUAAUCAUUCAUUACCAAUGGCCAUGUGUGUAAAGAAACAGAUGAUCAACGUACCAGCAGUGAAAGCAGUGCCUGAUACAAACAGAUGUACUUCUCUCUCUCUCUCUCUUCUCCUCAUCCCUUUGGGUUAAUCUAUUCUGUGUCCGCAUCUGCGUUUAUAGUGAAUGUGAAUCUCACAAGCAGGAAAGACAAUAGAAAGGUAAAAAGGCCACAUUGCAAAACUAAGACGAAACAAUAUUAUGCUGCUCUUUGUGCUGUGGUUGCCAGCAACCAUAGACCACUCUGGAAACAUUUUAAACUGCAAAUGAUCGUUUAGCAGAAAACAUGCACAGUAGUACACGUGAACUGUCUGUCCGUUUUCUCUGUUUUUCAGCUGCUUUGAUUCGAAUGAACAUUUUAUGAAAGGGUCUGAAAAGAGACACAAAGAAGUCACCAGCCUGGUCUUUGACAUUCAAAGCAUGGGACAUUUGAUUGGGAUAUUGCCUAGUCGUUUUGUCAUUAUAUUAUUUUCUGUUUGUUGAAACAGGACCUCAAAACAGCACAACGCAUCACCUCAUUUAUUUGUUUUUCAUACCAAAAACCUGGGGAGAAGAAACUUCUUUUUGCACAAUUGCUACUUAAGGACUAAUUGAGUUAGUUUUGUUUACUUAAAAUAAUCGUUUCAUAACGAAGCCAAAAAUAUUAAGUUGUCCCGACGUUCUACUCUCAUAUUCAUUUAUAAAAAGGUCAUUAAUGGACUUUUGUCCAAAAAGACAUUUUUUAAUUUAAUUAAAAAGUUAGAGGAAUUAAAAAUGUCCUUUAAAAUGCAAUGAAUGUGUACAGACAAAUUUAUGAAAUCGAAUUAUUUUUAAAAAUUGGAAUUUGAAGCUGAAAGGGUUAGUUCACCCGAAAAUGAAAUUUCUGUCAUUAAUUACUCUCCCUCAUGUCGUUCCACUUUGUUCAUCUUCAGAACACAUAUUAAGAUAUUUUUGAUGAAAUCUGAAGGUAUCGGAUCCACACAUAGUGGCAUCACUGCGUGAUUGCAGUGGCUCAACCUCAAUGUUCUGAAGCGAUGAGAAUACUUUUUGUGUGCAAAAACAAAACAAAAAUAAUGACUUUAUUCAACAAUUUGAACUGUUUUCAUACGUAGUGAACUCAGUGCAGGCUUCCUUGUUUACGUCCGAACGCCAACUCAGUAUUGGCCGAAGCUGGUCACGUGAUCAGCAUGACGCAUGCAUGUGAAGCUGACACGGAUUCCGGCCAAUAAUGAGCCGGCAUUCAGAUGUAAACAAGGAAGCUUGUUUUGUUUUUGCACACAAAAAGUAUUCUUGUCGCUUCAUAACAUUGAGGUUGAACCACUGCAGUCACGCUGACUAUUUUAACCGUGUUAACCAAACUACCUUCUGGACGUCAAAUGUGUGGAUCAGAAACCUUCAGAUUUCAUCAAAAAUAUCUUAAUUUGUGUUGUGAAGAUGAACGAAGGUCUUACAGUUGUGGAACGACAUGAGUGAUUAAUGACUGAAAUUCAUUUUUGGGUGAACUAACCCUUUGAGCUAUCAAAAAGUAAUUUAUUUUUAAGAAACUGGAGUAACUAUGUUUAACAGAACAAAAGAAAGCUUUUGGCAAUUUUUGAGUUUGUCCUCCCCGGGUUUUCUGUGAGCUGAUCUGAAUUCUAGCACUUUUAAACCUUUAAAAAGAGUAUUUUUCAGCCUUGUAUGUUUGUAUGUUAUUAAUUUUGUAUUUGAUCUUGUAUGUGCCAUUAGUUUGAUGUGUAGAGUUUAUUCAUCUUUAUGUAAUUGUUGUUUUUCUCCUUUCUCCAAAAGAGUAACAGUAUUUUAGAUAGAUUUUCACUAAUAUUAACUGCAUUGGCCAUUUUCCCCACGUCGUCUUGUCAUACAUUCGAGGAAGUCAUUUAAUCUUAAAAUAGAUGUUGUUAGAGUAACAUGCUUAGUGUCUGAAACUUGACAAAAUCAUCAUCGCCACAAACAAACGAGAAACCAUUUCCAGCUCCAUCUAUGACUGAGGCGUUUUCAAUCAACAUUAGUAAUAAUAAUAAUAAUAAUAUCAGGUUUGGCUGCUGUGAGAUUUCCUCCAGCUUCUCUGCCCCCCCAAAAAGCACUUUUGGUUUAAAUGAAGUUUUAUAUAAUAACUGCCUGUGGAUAGGUGGAGCUCAGCAUCUGAUUGUAGGUUGUUUUUUCUUUCUUUCUUUCUCAGAAUACCAGCAAUAUUCAGCAACAGACAUUCAGAAGUAGAAUUAGUCAGGUUAACCAAGUUACAAUGGUUCUUUUCCUCUCCUGUAGCAAUGCACUUGUCCUUUUGUUCCCACAAUACUAGUUGGUGCCUAUAACAAAAACAUGUUAAGGGAAACGAUGAGGUAACCAAGCUAGGGCAAUCCGACUUUUAAGAAAAGGAAAAAUGAUUCAAUAAAAUGCUCUUCCAGCUUUUAGUGAGAAAAUGGGUACGUCCGCAGAGGACAAAAUCCACUUGUAGUUUGAUAUAUUUUAGCUUAUCGUAAGUCUUGCAUUCCAAGCUUUUUAUCUAACUUGUUUAGCAAUAUAGUCGUUUUAUUUUUAGUACUUGCUUAUUACCACGACUUCUGGAAAAAAAGUGAAAACUAAAAAAAGGAAUAUUCAUCCGUACACUAUUUUAUAUAACAUGGAGAUGAUGAUGAUGAUGAUUGACAGGACGAACAAACAGUGCGCUUUUUUUGUUACACAGCUCACCUGCGGUCAGUUGCUGCAUUGUAAAGUUGACAGAUUUGUAUAUUGGUUGAUCCAAAGAGAUGACAUUACAACAAACCUAUUUACUUAUUGUACAGUACAUUGUACCAUUUGACUUGUAAUGUGUUAUGUUAAAAUGAUUAAAAGACAAACCCACGGUU
Megalobrama amblycephala (Wuchang bream) is the source of this 7057-nucleotide messenger RNA. RefSeq names its product pleiomorphic adenoma gene-like 2 (gene plagl2). NCBI's taxonomy places the organism in Eukaryota, Metazoa, Chordata, Actinopteri, Cypriniformes, Xenocyprididae. The record is from RefSeq and is a predicted model, not a curated record. The transcript has 4 exons. The coding region runs from base 570 to 2330 and encodes 586 amino acids.